GGAGACGCGAGGAGGAGGAGGGUGGUGGUAGUGGUGGUAGUAGUGGUGGUAGUGGGGGGUUCCACUUCCCACAGGCAGCCCCAGCAGCAGCAUCAGCAUCAUCAGCAGCGUCUCCUCGCCCGGCUCCCCUGCGUGGCGCACGCGAGGUUGUGGGCUUCAGAGCGUGAUUCUCGUCGUCGUCGUUGCUGCUGCUGCUGGGCGACAAGAGGCCGCUUGAUCCACCGUAGAAAACGCUGCGUUGCACUGCGGCGGUAAUAGAGCGAAAGGGUUUUUUGUUUGUUUGUUAGUCCGAGACAGAAGACGACGACAGCGGGUCGAGGCGGACACGAGGUUAUCGCACGGCGGCGGUGCAGCGACGACGGACGGUCUGGUUGUGGGCACGGCUCGGGGCACCAUGGCGGUGGUGAUGAAGCCCAGCACGUUGGGCGAGCUGCAGCUGUUCCGCGUGCUGCAGCGUGCCAACCUGCUGUCGUACUACGAGCCCUUCGUGGCGCAGGGGGGCGACGACGUGGCGCAGCUGUGCGAGGCGAGCGAGGAGGAGUUCCUGGAGAUCAUGGCACUCGUGGGCAUGGCCAGCAAGCCCCUGCACGUGCGCCGCCUGCAGAAGGCGCUGCAGGAAUGGGUGAGCAACCCCGGGGGGUUCAGCCAACCGCUCACCAAGCUCCCGGCGGCGAGCAUCCCGCUCACGCGCGUUCCGGAGCUGUCGGCUUCUGCUGUGGCGCGCCCCAACCCGGCGAGCAACGCCCUCGAGGCGCAGGUGCGCUUGGCCCAGAGUCUCGUGUGCUGCGCCUCCAAGAUCGGCCGCCCUGGCGGCAUGGACGCCGUGCCCGCGACCGCCGGCUCCCACGUCGCGCCGCACGGCCCCUCCCUGGCUCACGCGUCGGCACAGGCGCGCAUCCACCCGGCGCCCACGCACGGCCAGCAGCACCAGGUGGCCAGGGCCGUGCCGCUGCCAAGCGCCCCGGCCGUGGAGAGGCCCUCCCCGCCCCUGGCGACCGCACGCGAGCGGGACGCGCUGCCCCCAGCGUCACUGGUCGUGCACUCGCAGCAGAGGCUCUCCCCGGCCGACUCGGGUUGCCGCUCGGCUGACGAAGGCCCCGGCUCGCCGCCAUCGUCGCCGCCACGGGACCUGGAGCCCGGCGCGUGCCUUGACGACGCCUCCAUUCAGAGCAUCGGGGAGUCGGCGCAGAGGCUGCUGAGCUCCGUGUCGACGCCCGCACCGCCGCAGCCGAGCCCCGAGGAGCUCAGGGAGCUACUGCGCGGCAACCGCAAGCAGGGUCGCUCGCUGGCGCACAUCCUCGACCUGCACGAGAGCGACCGCCGCCGCAUGGACGAGAUCCGGAGGUACAGCGCCAUCUACGGCCGCUACGACUCCAAGCGGAAGGAUGGCCGGCAGCUCACCUUGCACGAGAUGACGGUGAACGAGGCGGCGGCCCAGCUGUGCGCGCGUGACCUGACCCUGCUGAUUCGGCGCGACGAGCUCUUCCCGCUCGCACGCCAGGUGGUGCGCGAGUCUGGCUACCACUACAGCCGCAAGUACUCAAAAUCCAAGUACAUGGAGAGUGCGUUUUCGCUUGUGGCAAAGAGACCCCGACUGGAGGGGGGAGGACUCUUCAGCCGUGACGACACCCCUAACCCCCGCACGGUGCAGGCUGAGCUCGCCAAGCUCAAGAGACAGGAUCGCCUGUUUGAGAUUGAGGACCGACUGCGCACGUUACGACAGGGCCAGGACACCCUGCAGGAUCAGCUGGUGGAGGCCAAGAGUACGGGGGCCACUGCGUCCAUGACUCAGCUGCAGGUGCGGCUGGAACUGAUACAGGCCGAGCAGCACGCGCUGAGCCAGGAGCAGGCCGAGCUGCUGCGGCGGCAGAGGCGCUCCGACCGCUAUUUCUACAGCAAGCAGCAGCGCGGGGAGCAGGGCACCCCGGAGGAUGGUGCCGACGACUCCGACUCGAGUGGCGACGAUGCCGCGGAUGCAUGGGAGGAUGGCGCCUCGGACUCGAGUAUGGCCGGCGCGCCUGGGUCCGGGGAGCUGCCUGGGAACUACCGCCCGAGUCCGCUGGUGCGGCAGCAGUUGGUGCAGCGCAUGCUGAUGGACGAGGGGCUGCGCUUGGCCCGGCAGCACGCCAUACUCGCACCCGCGGAAGUGCCGCACGUCAAGGCCGAGCCGGCCUGGUCUGAUGCAGAGGAUGGAGCAAACGAAGACAAAACAAGUACAACUGAAUCCGUGAACCAGGAGGAGAGGGUGGAUGACUGUAGCCCCUCCAAUGACCGGGGAAAUGGGCAGGUUGAACCUAAACUGGAGUCCUAAAGGGAUUUAUUUUGUGUAUAACAAAUCUGCAGCUGUUGCGUUGAAAUUAGAUAAUAUCUUGCGGUCUUUUUUAUUUUAUUUAUGAAACUAUAAAACUAUUUUUUAAGCCCGACGUUGUUAGACAGAUGUGCUUGCUACAACGUGGGGGGGGGGGGGGGCGUGUAUGGACCUCACUCUUCAGCACGACACAUCUCCCUAUUUACUUGUGCAGCUCUCCUGCAGUGCGUUCAUAGCAAAUAGGUUGCGAUUGUUGUUGUGUAUCACUUUCUUUUGGCAGUUAUUAAACAUUAAAUGUGGUUUCUUAAUGAAAUCAAUAAAAAAAAGCCUACGAUAACCCAUGCAACCAGGUAAUUGCACCAGCGAAUGUUUCCAUCGCAUAACAGGCAUGCAAUCCUGUAUCAUCGCUGCUUUUAGUCCUGUACACUGUGUGGUAAGGCACUGGGGCCGGAGGUGGCAUGAGGAACUGUGUAUGGGGUGAAACGCAUUAGGUCUCUGCAUAAUACCACAUUGUAUUUUACAAUAUAUACGAGGAUAGACACCCCCAAUUUUAGCAUUUUCAGGCUUUUGGGGCACAUUCUGUUUGCGAGCUCCUAUGAAGGUUAGCAUGGUGCAUAAACCAUCCCUGGCCGCCUUGGUCUCCCCAGUGCUGAUGUUCAUACACUGCACCAGAUAUUCAUGUUUAGGAGCUGAGUCGACUUAAGGGAGGCCCUGCUCCAGUUCAGAUAUAUGCCACUUGAUGUUGACUGGAAGCAGGAAUCUAACUCGGGUGGCCAGGUUCAAAGUGAAGUGCGCUAACCACUACGCCACUGCAUCCCCACAGUGCGCGUGUGUAAAUAUACACCUUACUUAUGUGUAAAUAUACACCCUACUUAUGCUCAACUGCCUUCUUGCUUUCCAUACUUGUGAAUUUGUAUGUAAAGGAAUCUCAACAUGCCAAAACAAAGGUACAGCGAUUCCUCUGUUAAAUGUUUAUUUAUUGUUGUCUGUGUUGAUGUGGAUCGUGCAGAGUGAAUGUAUUGUGCAACAUGGUGAAACGUCGUACUCGGAUUGUAAAUGUUGUGGGUUUGCUCUCCAACACACCGGUGUGCUGUACUCGUAACGAAUUGGCAUGUUCUGUUUACGUGACAAACCUUAUUAAUUGGCUGUGUCGGAUGGUGGUGGGUUUAACGACACGUUUAUAUUUACGCGAUCUAACCCAAAAAAAACCUGUAUUAUGGAUGCCCAUACUAUAUUAAAGUCUUAUAUAUGCACACAGUAGACAGUUGUGUAGUUAUUUGUGUCAAAACAAGAACUCUUAUGUUAUUUCCAAUACAAUGUAAUAUUCUUAAUUUUACUAUUGUUCCAGGAGUGUUUUUGUUGCUGUGUAAUGUUUAUACAUUGUAGCUAUUUGGGCUUGCGACGGCUUGGGAAGGCCUCAUCCAGCAGUGGAUUGAAUAUGGCUGCUGAUGAUAGUGUGUGCUUAGAAAUACUUGUGAUGGUAUUGAAAUUCAUGUGCUUGUGGUUUGUGAAAGCACAUGUGCAUUGAGAGUUGUGUUUAUUAUUACGUAAUUGUUUUUUAUGUGUAUAUUCAGCAAUAAAGAAAAGUUAAUUGAUUUUUCCAAUUGCUUAAUGAUGUUUUCUGAAUUAUUCAGUCGCCUGCUCUGCAUUGCAAACAUUGACAAUAAAUCACACUACGGUACAUUCUCUAAUUUUACAGCUAUGGGCCCCAAUUGACAACUUGAGGAAUAGGAAUACUUUGCCCAAUUAAGUGAAAAUGGAGGCUCCCCUGG
Molecule: messenger RNA, 4080 nt
Organism: Lethenteron reissneri (Far Eastern brook lamprey)
Lineage: Eukaryota; Metazoa; Chordata; Hyperoartia; Petromyzontiformes; Petromyzontidae
Gene: NAB1
Product: NGFI-A binding protein 1
Biological process (GO): negative regulation of DNA-templated transcription
Cellular component (GO): nucleus
Molecular function (GO): transcription factor binding; transcription coregulator activity
Source: RefSeq, a predicted model, not a curated record